Messenger RNA from Henningerozyma blattae CBS 6284, 1170 nucleotides. RefSeq names its product Caj1p (gene CAJ1). Lineage: Eukaryota; Fungi; Ascomycota; Saccharomycetes; Saccharomycetales; Saccharomycetaceae. Gene Ontology annotation, cellular component: cytosol. Bases 1 to 1170 code for a protein of 389 amino acids. Gene Ontology annotation, biological process: protein import into peroxisome matrix. The transcript has a single exon. The record is from RefSeq and is a predicted model, not a curated record.
AUGGUCAAAGAUAUGGAAUACUAUGAUGUGUUGGGAAUCCAACCAGAUGCCACCCCGGCUGAAAUUAAAAAAGCAUACCGUCGUAAGGCUAUGCAAACACAUCCUGAUAAACACCCAGAUGAUCCAGAUGCUCAAUCGAAGUUCCAAGCCGUUGGUGAGGCAUAUCAAGUAUUAAGUGAUCCACAACUAAAAUCUCGAUAUGAUCAAUUUGGUAAAGAUGAUGCUGUCCCACAAGCAGGUUUUGAAGAUGCUGAAGAAUAUUUUACUGUCAUUUUUGGUGGGGAAGGCUUCAGAGAUUGGAUAGGAGAAUUCUCGUUAUUCAAGCAAAUGGGUGAUGUAGAUGAGAUGGGACUAGAUGAAACCUUAAAUGAUUCAAGUGAAAGUGGGAAUAAUACUCCAAAUGGUAACGCUACUGGGGAUAUUACCAAACAUAAUGGUAAGACAUCUUCAACUGAUCAAAAGGCAAAAUUAUCCAAAGAACAAAAGGAGAAAUUAAUGGAAAUGGAGAAAAAAAGACGUGAAGAUAUGGCAAAACAAGUUAAUGAACUAACCAAAAAAUUGAACGAUAAGAUUUCAGAUUAUUUACUUGCAGUUAAAGGUGGUCAUUUAAAAGAAUUUACAACAAAAUUAAAUCAAGAAAUAGAAGAAUUAAAAUUAGAAAGUUUUGGUUUAGAAUUAUUAUACUUAAUUGCAAGAGUUUAUAAAACUAGAGCAAGUAACUUCAUUAUGUCUAAAAAGACUCAUGGUUUUUCCAAAUUGUUUACUGGUGCUCGUGAAAAUGCCAGAUCGGUCAAGGCCACGUAUAAUUUACUUUCCACUGGUCUUGAAGCUCAAAAGGCAAUGGAACAAAUGAGUGAUGUGGAUACUGAUAAAUUAGAUGAUAUAGAAAGGGUAAAAUUUGAAAAUGAAAUGGCAGGUAAAGCUUUAGGUGUUAUGUGGGCAAUGUCAAAAUUCGAAUUGGAAAAAAAAUUAAAAGAGGUUUGUAAUAAAAUUUUGACUGAUAAAUCUGUUCCAUCGAAAGAGCGUGUUGCAAAAGCAAAAGCCAUGAUUUUCUUAGCUGAUAGAUUCGCAAGUGCUAAAAGAUCGCCAGAAGAAGCAGAAGAAGCAAGGGUAUUCGAAGAGUUGAUCUUGGGUGAACAAGAGAAAUCUAAGAAAAAGCCUCGCAGAUGA